AAUUUAUUGAGAACAAGUGAUAAAUCUUCAGUUUCCAUCUUCAAUUUUAUCUCUUCACCUUCACUGAAACUUUCAGUGAAGAAAAUUCAGGGUGAAUACAAGGUCGUUAGUGAUAGAGAUGGCAAAAGAAAUGGACAUGUAAGUGAUAGUAAAGUUGGUCCUCAGUAUAGUGAUACUGAAGAUAGGGUUACUGGAACAAAGAAAGGUAAAGAAAAACUGAAAAGGAAGGAAGCUGGACUAAAGAUUGUAUCAGAUUCCAGCAAAGACAGUGAAAUAAUUGCAAAUUCUACUUCAGAUUCUAGUACAGAAAGUGAAAUUAUUGCAUAUUCUACAGCAGUUGUGAAAUUUGAGAACAAAGCUGAAGAGAAAAGAGAUCAGGUGCUAGAGAAAAGUAAUAAAAUUGAAAUAACAGAACUGUCUGAUAGUGUUGAUUCUGAUAGUGAGGAAACUGGUCUAAUUUCAGUAGCUUAUGGAUCGAUAGAUGAAGGUAAAAUGAAUAAAGAUAAAUCAGAUAAGUCUGAUAUAUGUGUAGAAACAAGUAAAGAGGUUAGAGCUGAUACAAAUAAAGAACUGGUAAGCGAAAGAAUUAGUGCAUGUUCAUUUGAAGACCAGUUUAAAAAUUGGAUUAAAAAAGGUAAUGUGAACAGUGAGACAGAAAGAAACGAGAACACGGAUUGUCAGAAUAGCCACAUCUUUGCAGGACACUCAGUAGAAUCAGAUAAAGAGUGUCAGGAAACUGAAAACAAGAAGAAUGCCAGUGGUAAAGAUUCAAGUACAGAAAUGGAAAACUGUGAGGAGAAUAUGCCUACAGAUAGUUUUCAAGCAACAGCUUCACAACCAGGCGGUGACAUCUUUGUUACAAAGGAGUCUUCACAGAAGGAUUCAGGUUUACAGCCGUGUGAUCAAGUCAGUUUGACCAGUCCUGUACUGUGUACUCAACCUUUUGAGAUCUGUCUAUAUCCACAGACACAAGAAUUUGUACCCAAAUUGUCUGAAACUUUGGUACAGACACCAUUACUGGAAUCUCUGACAGCAUGUAACAAUGAGUCAUUGAGUAAAAGUAAUAUUUCUAAGGAUUCAGAUAUUCCACAAACACAAGAGUUUCUUCCACAACUGUCUGAAAGUCUCAUUCAGACAUCCAUGCUUGAAUCUCUGACAUGUCCCAAUGAAUCAGUGAAUGACAGGAGUACUUCUAAAGAUUCUGACAAAACUAGCAGGACCCCUUUUCAUGUGGAAUGUAACAGUUUAAAAGAGGGUCAGAUUGAAACUACAAAUGAAUUGGAAAAGGAUUUGACAAAAUAUGAUUUAGGUGAAACAAAAAAAAGUUACACUAGCAUGAGAAAGUCAUCUCCUGAAAAGGUAAAGAAAUUGGGUGACAAACAAGUGACUGUUCCAUUUCACCUGGGACAAGCACAUAAAAAAAAUACCGGUGAUGAAAAGGAAAAUAUUGUGCAUUCAGGCAGUUCUGUCACAAACAAAACAUCGCUUAAUGAUCACUUUGAGCACACAGGUAAUAGCAUUAUUGAAGCCACAUUUGAUGCCACACUUGGUGCCACUAGGGAGACAAGAUGUGUAAGUUCUACUGAAGAUAAAACAUUCACUAAGUUGAUGAAAAAGUGUGAACCUCAAUAUGUUUCUAGUGACUUCUGGGCAAUAUCUAAACCUGAAAAACUUGCUUUUAAAGUGAAACCUGUGAAAAGAACAAAUAUUCAUAGAAAGAGAAAAUCAGAUUUCAAUAGUUUAGAUAACACAAGUAAAAUUAAGAAACAGAAAUGUACAGAUUCAGUUGAAGAAUAUAGUAAAGUAGUGAAAGAAAGAAAUGAAACUAAGGUUGGACUAAAACAAAACAACAAAGUUGCAGAGUCAGUGGUUGACACUUUGAAUGAUUCUUUAGAAGAUUUUGUUGUGAAUAAAAGUCCUAAGAAAGCAAAGACUUCAACAAAAGCUGUUCAUGAAGAAACUGUAGUCGUCGGAGACAGGGAAAAUAAAACCAAGUCUACAGAUGGUGUUAAAACACCCUGUAAAACAUAUGAACCACGUAAAAUAUUCAUCGACGGUCAUUGUUUUGGUAAUAAAGUAUUUUGGCAAAAUUUUAUUGAAUCGCCAUAUUCUGCUCCAGCUUCAGGUGAAACAAAGAACAAAUCUUUCGUUGAAAAGACAAACAAGAGGAAGUCUAGGUUAGAUUCUAGUCAAGGAUCACAGAAAAAAAGUAGUUCUUCCACAGUUGGUGAAAAUGUUGAAAAAAUCGAGCAUGCAGCUGUGAAUAGGUCAUCUGAGUCACUGUUCUCAGGGGAGAACGAAGAAAAUGAAAUACACGACUUAAGUCCAGACUCUUUACUUCCACGUAAAAAAAUAGAAACAGGUGUUUCAGAUAUUGUUAAAACAUAUGCUGAUCAAACAAAGUUAAAAAAAUGUGUGAAAAUUGUAAAUGAAAGUGGAACUAAGAGUAAAAGUAACAGUGGAGAUCUUAUAUAUAGCAGAGUUAAUGGCAUGCUUAGAUUCUAUAGACAGAAAGACGCAGAACAUGAAGAAAACAAAGACUCUGACAGUGGGGCAUUAGCAGAUCCGCAGCUAGGAAGGUACAAAAGGAGGAAUGCCAAACUAGACAAUAACACUGAUAGGAAGGUAUUUGAUCCAGUCUGUGAAACUUCUAAACAGAUUAACUCGGUUAACAAGCAAAAAGAACGUGUAGAGAAGUCUGAAGGCAAUAAAAUCCCUAGUUUAGACAUGAAGGGGUCUGUCUUCAAUGAAAUGUUUUCAAUAGAUAAAAAGUUGUUUGUACAUGACUGGUUGAUGAAACAUAAGAAGAUAGGAGAACAGGAAUCUUCCUCUCAGGAACUGUCACCCCCAGAAAUUCAAACUCCUGGCAAUUCCCUGCCUUCCUAUCAACCUACUGUCAGUGCAGUUGGUCAGCAAGCACAGAAUUAUGUGACAGAUAGAGAGCAGUCAUUUGUCCUCCAUGAAGUUUCAGCUAAAGAGCAACAAAAGAGAGAAAACUCUUUAGAUGAUACAAGUUCCUCUGAGUCCUCAGGCAGUAUCAGGAGUGAAGAUUUAAAAAAGCCAAUGCCUGCAGCUGCUAGAUAUUUGUUAAAGUUCAGAAAAGCUAGAAGGGAGAGGAAAAGGAAGAAGAUGUUGGAAUUCAAAUCAAACAUGAAAAAUACAGUUUAAAAUCCUGUACCAGGCAAUGAGUGAUGGCUUAUUGACAGAAAUUCAUGUUACAGUCAGUGACAGAUUGCUUGGUGGCAGGAUAUCAUGUUACAAUCAAUGACUGAUGGCAUGGUAACAGGAUAUCAUGUUAAAAUAAAUGAUAUCUUGUUACAGUUGGUGACAGGUGGCAUGGUGACAGGAUAUCUUGUUACAAUCAAUGACAGAUGGCAUGUUGAUAGAAUAUCUUGUUAGAAUCGAUGACUGAUUUCUUGGUGACAGAAAAUCAUGUUACAAUUGUUGAUCGAUGGCUUGGUGACAGGAUAUCUUACAAUCAGAUAUGGAAAUGUUGACCUUGGAAUAAACAUCAACUUUUGAAGUAGGAAAUUAUGGCAUCCGAUGUCUGUAUGUAGAUAAUGGGGUAAAUGCAAAGCAACUUAGUAUUGAAAAGAGAUUUACUGUACAUAAGUGGAAUGAAGAAUAGGAGCUUUGAAUCAUGUGCUUAAUAGAUUUAUAGAGGCUGUGAUAAAAUAUCCUGUCAGUUAGUUGUUUUUAGCUUAUACAAUUUAGUGCUAACAUGUGUCCAGCAAAUUAGCAUGAUUGUGCUGAUUUUAGUUUCAUUGAAAAGAAUGGUUUUAAAUAUUUACAUUUGAACUGUUUCAAAUUAAAGCUUUGACAAGACCAUUAUUAAGCUUUAGCCUGCUGGCAGCAAGUGAUUUUGCCUUUGUGACCAGUGCAGACCAAGAUCAGCCUGCACAUCUUAGUUAAUUGAGUAUGUUUUCUUUGUGUUUGAACAUACAGUUUUAUAAGACAGGGAUCAUAAAGUGCACCCGAGGGUGAAUAUUGUAAACUUGAGAAAUACACUUAAUUUUUCAAGGGUUUACAAUAUCUGCUUCUAUUUUAUGCUCUUCAGUGAAAUACUGAAAUUUAUCGGUGAAAUAAAAUUGAUAUUUUCACUGUUUCAAACAGUGAAAGUAUCAUUUUUAAAUUUCCUUGGUACAGAAUACACUUGAAUGCAAAAUAGUAUGAAUUAUAAAUGAGAGAAAAUUCCUUGCAAAAUAUUCUUCAGUAAAAGUAUAGAUGCAUAAAAAUAAGAACAGGAUCAUAAAUAUUAUUUACUUUCUAUCAUAAUAAAAGGUAAAAGAAAUCAGGAAAGGUAAUAGAACUAUUUACAGUUUUUUCUAAAAAGAUAACCUGAUGUCACAACAUUAUGAUGUCAUGAUGCGAUGCGUGUGACAUUGUGCGGACAAACUUGUAUAAUUUUGUUAAACCAUCAAAAAAAAGCAUAAGAUAAAUUGAAAAUUUGUUUGUUUCAAUGUAAGAUCAAAAUAUAUUUCACUCAUGAACACCAUAAACACCAUUGAAAUAUAUUUCGAUCUUGUGCUAAAACAAACAAAUAUCCUGUAUUUAUUCUGCAGUGCAUGUGAUAUAUAUUCAACUAAAUAUAGAUAUAAAGAAGUGCUUAUUAUGUUGCUAAUGUAGUAGGAAUUUAGAUUGUUUUAGGGAAGUGCCACAAUUAUGUUGCAUAUGUUACACUGAUUUUUUUUUUGGCCUGAGCUCAUGGUGAGCUUUCGUGAUAACGUUGUGUCCGUCAUGUGUGCGACUGUUCAUCCAUCAAGUCAUCCAUCCAUCUUCAACAGUUGUGUUUAAAGGACAUCUCCUCCAACACCACUGAAUGGACUUUGAUGAAACCUAUACUGUGUUGGUGCGCCGUAAAACCCAGAUAAAUAAAUUGAUGAAACUUGGCGUGGAUGUUCCUUGGAUAGGUCUCUACCAAAGUUGCACAAAAUGGGGGCUCAGAGCUAACAAUAGAAAAAUCAUAAAACAACGUCUCAUAAACCAAUGGUCAGAUUUUGAAAUAAUUUCACACAAAUGAUCCUUAUGUCACCCUCGACCAAGAUUAUUCAAAUUAUACUAAUUUGUCAAAAAACAUGGCCACCAGGGGGUGUGGUCACUUUUACCUAUAUGUUUAUAGUGGAAAUUUUAAAAAAAAUCUUCUUUUAUGAAACUGCUGGCCCAAUUUUAAAAUAGUUUUAGUGUAAUACACAAAUGGUCUUUGUGCGAUCCUCUACCAAGAUUGUUCAGAUUUAUUUUGAUUCGUCAAAAAACAUGGCUGCCAGGGGGUGUGGUCACUUUUCCCUGGUAAAAACUUAGAUGAUCUUCUUGUAUAAAACUGUUAGUCCGAUUUAAAAAUAAUCACUAACAAAUUAUCCUUGUGUGAAUAAUGUUCAAAUUUUUCUAAUUCGUCAAAAAACAUGGCUGCCAGAGGGCAUGGUCACUUUUCAUCAACAAUUUCUUUGAACAACAUCUCCAGAACUGCUGAAUGGAUUUUGAUGAAGACACAAAUGAUCUCUGGGUAGCCCUCUUUCAGUUGUUCAAAUGGUUCCAGUUCAUUGAAAAUAUUGGUCUUUUUGGUUAAAAAUAGGUUUACAGAUGUCAGAAUUUAAAAAUCUUUUAUCUAGAGCUUUGAUAUUUUGAAUUUGACUCUCUACCAUAAUUCUCCAAAUUAUUGCUCUAAGGUAAAAAAAUAGCUACGCCUCUGUGUUUGACAUAUUGACUGUAGGCUUAUAUAUAAGAAACUUUGAAAAUCUCUGAAUCAAUAAUAGCUAGAGCCUUGAUAUUUGGCAUGUGAUAUUAGAGUUGUAUUAUCUACUUAAAUUAUUCAAAUUAUUGCCCUAGGUUAAAAAAUGUUUGUGGCAGGUAUAUAAUAUAGGCUAAUAUAGAAGAAACCUAACUCAAUACUUAGUACCAUUUUGUUAUACAAACACACUUGAAGCCUUGUACACAGGUGAGUGCUUUAGGGUCAAUGACCCUUGUUUAAAUUUCAGUCUUGAUCUGAAGGCAUGUUCCUUUAAGAAAUUUAUGUUCAGGAUGUCUGCAGUUUGUGUGGGGGGGGGGGGGGGGGUCGUGAUAAAGUUUUAUACAUGUGUUAUAUGUUAUAUUUUUUCAUAUGUGUAGUUUAAAUAUUGAAGACAAAAUAUCAUUUAAUAUCAUAAAUGUUUGUCAAAUUAUUUUCACUGCCAUUUUAUUCUUGUUGUUGAGUUCAGUUACAAUCAUUGCCAACUUCAACAGAUUUUAAUACCUCUAGAUUUAUGUAACUGUAAGUUAAAUGUAAAAGCAAUUUGGUUGAGUGAGUUCUAGUCAUUAGUGAUGUAUCACAUGGGUGUGAAAUACGUAAAAUAUAUAGAAAACUCCCAAAAUCAUGCAAUAGAAUUGUGAUGUAAUGUAGAAGGAAGUUAGCUGUAAUUUACAAAAUUCUUAAUAAUUUUCCUGCUUAAACAUUACUGUAUUCAUGAUUUCAGAUAUUCUGCUUAAAAAAAUUUCAUCAUCAGGAUGAUGCCCCCUUAAGGAAUUUAUUUUAAGCAUGGCUGUCUAACUGGUGUAUUUUGUAAAAACCAGGUUAGUAUGUGCUAUAUAUAAAUUGUUCAACAUUCGUGCAUCCAGGUGCUAUGAGUAAACAAAAAUAGAAGGCACAUAACACUUCAAUGCAGAAAUAAGUCUUCAUUUUUGUGCUUACCAGGAUUUCUCGUUAAAAGUUUCCAAUUUAGCAUGUGUAGUCAAUGAGUGGUCCCAUCUGAAAUGGAUUGAACAAAUUAUUUCAAGUUGAGCCAGUGGCAGACGCCAGCAUCCCAUCCAGAAACAGUGCCAAUUUAAGUAAAUCACCAGAUAAUGAACACUAGUCAGGAUAUCAGUUGCCACUGGGAAUUGAACCCAGAUUGCUGGACUACUUGUAGUCCAACCUGCUAACCACAGCACCACUGGCUUCCCUGUGGUUCAAAUGGAGAAAACGCGGAUCAUUUCAUUUCAUUAAGUGUUAGUCAUAAUAUAUUCAUCCGCACCUUACUUUUAUUAUUGAGUUCUGUUGCAGCUGUUGCCUUGUAUAUUCAUUUGUCUUUGUCAUCCUUUAUCAAAUACAAACAAAUAAAAAGAGGUUUAACUA
Mercenaria mercenaria is the source of this 7084-nucleotide messenger RNA. RefSeq lists its product as uncharacterized. The coding region runs from base 493 to 3168 and encodes 891 amino acids. Lineage: Eukaryota; Metazoa; Mollusca; Bivalvia; Venerida; Veneridae. The record is from RefSeq and is a predicted model, not a curated record. The transcript has 3 exons.